AUGAAUCGUCUGCUUAAUCCAUUCAGGGAUCUUGUACCAAAAAGAUUACUAGAAAUAAGGCUACAAGGGUUGGGUUGGGCAAGGCAAGGCAAAGGCAAGGCAAGGCAAAGGCUACAAGGGUUGGGCAAGGCAAGGAAAGGCAAGGCAAGGCAAAGGCAAGGCAAAGGCUGCAAGGGUUGGGUUGGGCAAGGCAAGGCAAAGGCUGCAAGGGUUGGGCAAGGCAAGGCAAGGCUGCAAGGGUUUGGUGGGCAGGAAGGCAAAGGCUACAAGGGUUGGCAAGGCAAGCAAGGCCAAGGCAAAGGCUGCAAGGGUUGGGUUGGGCAAGGCAAGGCAAAGGCUACAAGGGUUGGUUGGGCAGGCAAGGCAAGGCAAGGCAAAGGCUGCAAGGGUUGGGUUGGCAAGGCAGGCAAGGCAAAGGCAAAGCAAGGCAAGGCAAAGGCUACAGGGUUGGGUUGGGCAAGGCAAGGCAAAGGCUCAAGGGUUGGGUUGGCAAGGAAAGGCAAAGCAAGGCAAAGGCUGCAAGGUUGGUGGGCCAAGGCAAGGCAAAGGCUUGCAAGGGUUGGGUGGGCAAGGCAAGGCAAUGCAAGCAAGGCAAAGGUUGGGUUGGGCAAGGCAAGGCAAAGGCAAGGCAAAAAAGGGACAAGGGUUGGGUUGGGGCAAGGCAAGGCAAAGGCUGCAAGGGGUUGGGCAAGCAAGGCAAAGGCAAAGGCAAAAGGCUGCAAGGGUUGGGUUGGGCAAGGCAAGGCAAAGGCUGCUAAGGGUUUGGCAAGGCAAGGCAAGGGCAAGGCAAAGGCUGCAAGGGUUGGGUGGGCAAGGCAAGGCAAGCGCUACAAAGGGUUGGGUUGGGGAAGGCAAGGCAAGGCAAACAAAGGCUACAAGGGUUGGGUUGGGCAAGGCAAGGCAAAGCAAGGCAAAAGGCUGCAAGAGUUGGGUGGCAAGCAAGGCAAAGCAAGGCAAGGCAAGGCAAAGGCACAAGGGCUGGGUUGGCAAGGCAGGCUAGGCUUUUUGGCAAGGCAGGCAAGGCAAGGCAAAGGCUGCAAGGGUUUGGUUGGGCAAGGCAGCAAAGGCAAGGCAAAGGCUGCAAGGUCUUGGCAAGCAAAGGCACCUGCAAGGGUUGGGUGGGCAAGCAGGCAAAGGCAAGGCAACGAGCUGCAAGGCGUAACAGCAAGUAUCAUCAGCAUAGAGAGUGAAGCUCAGACAGCUCGCAUUGACAAUAUCAUUGAUGUAAAGAAGAAACAGAAUGGGUCCCAAGAUGGAGCCCUGUGGGACUCCAUGAGCGAUAGUUCUUUUAGAGGAGUUGCAGUCAUUGAAAACUACAUACUGUGUGCGAUUUUGCUAAAAGCUGUUAGUAUGGAAAUUGGGCGAUAG
Molecule: messenger RNA, 1368 nt
Organism: Penaeus vannamei (Pacific white shrimp)
Lineage: Eukaryota; Metazoa; Arthropoda; Malacostraca; Decapoda; Penaeidae
Source: RefSeq, a predicted model, not a curated record